AUGUCAAGUAGAACAACUCUGAGCUGGCUAGGGCCAGGAGCCCUGGCCCUAGUCAUGCUGGUUGUUAUAGGAAGUUGUGUGGGAAUGGUGGAAGAAGAGAGCCCAAUCUUCAGAAGCUUUGGUGAAUUUGAACCUGGGUUCAGAAUGCUCUGAGGUGGUAGCGCUUGUGGGUCAGGGAAAUGCUACACCGAUCCUUGUGGAGAGGAAUGCGAUGACGGAAAUAAGGAUAAUGGAGAUGGUUGAGAUAGUGACUGAAAGAUUGAAAGCGGAUAUACUUGUAACUGCUCUACAAGUUCUGCAUCUAUUUGAACAAAGCUGUGAGGAAAUGGGAGUAAUAACCCCGGUGAGCAAUGUGAUGAUGACAACGAGACAAAUGGAGAUGGAUGCGACCAAAAUUGAAGCAUAGAAUCAGGAUAUACAUGUAAUGGAUGGCCCUCGACUUGAGUAGCAAAUCCAUGACCAAAUGGAAUCAUAGAUUCUGGGGAACAGUGUGAUGAUAAUAAUGGAACAGAUGGAGAUGGAUGUAGUUCGUCAUGCCAAAUAGAGUCAGGUUAUGAAUGUUCAGGAACACCUAGCUCAUGAAACUUAAUCUGAAGUAACUCAGCUAUUGAUUCAGGAGAGCAGUGUGAUGAUGGUGAUGCUACUUCAGGGGAUGGAUGAAACUCAGCCUGUCAAAUUGAAUCUGGAUAUGAGUGAAAUGGAACUCCAAGUUCAUGAAAUUUAAUUUGAGGCAACUCAGCCAUUGAUUCAGGUGAGCAAUGUGACGAUGGAGGGGUAACAGCAGGAGAUGGUUGAGAUGCUUCCUGACAAAUAGAGUCAGGUUAUGAAUGAAAUGGAACACCUAGCUCAUGAAGCCUGGUCUGAAGUAACUCAGUUAUUGAUUCAGGAGAAGCAUGAGAUGAUGGAGGAGUGGCUUCGAGUGAUGGAUGAGAUGCAACAUGACAAAUAGAAUCAGGGUGGGAGUGUUCUGGAGCUCCUAGUUCUUGAAACCUUAUCUGAAGUAACUCUCGUAUAGAUUCGGGUGAGCAGUGUGAUGAUGGAGGCUCAUCAGGAGGUGAUGGCUGAGAUUCAACUUGUCAAAUAGAAUCUGGAUGGGAAUGCUCAGGAGCACCAAGCUCUUGUAACUUGAUGUGAAGUAAUGGGAGAAUUGACUCAGGAGAGCAAUGUGAUGAUGGUAAUCUCAUCAACGGAGAUGGCUGAGAUAGCACAUGCAAUAUUGAAGGUGGUUGGGAAUGAUCUACUUCAAAUCCAAGUUCUUGCAAUCUCAUCUGCUCCAACUCCAGAAUUGAUGGUAGUGAAACAUGAGAUGAUGGCAACCUUAUCAAUGGAGAUGGCUGAGAUGAUACUUGUCAAGUUGAAACACUCUACGAAUGUCCAAUAUCCAACCCUAGCGUCUGCAACUUAAUUUGAAGCAAUAGUGAGAAUAACUCACCAGAAGAAUGCGACGAUGGAAACACAGUUGACAAUGAUGGGUGAGACAGCAACUGUAAAAUUGAAGAAGGAUGGGUCUGAUCAUCUUAUCCAAGUCAGUGCUCAUUUUGAGGAGAUGGUAAAAUAGAAUAUGAUGAAAAAUGUGAUGAUAGUAACAUAUUAUCAGAAGAUGGUUGAAGCACUGUUUGAAAGAUAGAGACCAAUUAUAAAUGAACAGGAGAACCGUCGGUGUGUAAUAUUACUAAAAUUGAAGCUUCUGCUGAAGUAAAACAAAUCGGAACAGCGGUUUCAGCAUCAUUAAAUGCUGGAAUGUCCUCACAACUUGCAAUUGCAACUAUUUUAGGACAAAGUUUGUCAUCAAUGUGGAUUCUUAUCAACACACUCCAAAUUAUUAACUACUCUGCAAUGAUGACUUUGUAUUUUCCUAAAAUUGUCAUAACACUUUUCAGCUACUUAGGAGUAGCCAAUCUUGAAAACAAAAUGUUCUCUAAUCUGUACUUGUUGCAUUUCGACAACUCUCAGGUUGAAGACAGAGCUUCAUGGGAUUACAGGUUUGAGAAUCAGAAUGUAGAGUCUACCAAUGUGCUUCUAAACUGCGCAGAUAUGUUCUUUGCAUUGAUUUUAUUGGCAAUAUACAAUUUUUUUGUAAUGAUACUCGGAUGAAUUUUGAGACGCUUCUGGCCUUAUGAUAACAAACUUGGAAAAGAUGCCAAAUUUUGGACUAAAAUAAUGACUUUCUUUAGUAAGAGGGUCAGUGUAAUGCAAGAAGAAUUCUUUUUCAACUCGGUGUAUAGAAUUGCUUUUGAAUUGUUUCUGGAUAUCUGUUUUGCCAGUUUGUACAACAUCUAUAAUCUGCAAUGGGUUAACUACAUUGAUUAUUACUCUAAUAUUGUAUCUUUCAUAUGGAUAUUUUUAUUUUCUCUUAUUCUACUUAGCAUUCCAUUUUUGUAUUGCUGGAUACCCAAGAACUACGACAAAGAAAACGGUAGAUUCAAAGUGUUCUUUGAAGACUUUAAGCACAGUCACAAAGUGUACAUGCUAGACCACUUUAUAUUUCUUUUGAGAAGACUUUCUUUGAUCCUUGUGCUGAUCAUGAGGUGGAAUCAUGGAAUCCAGCAAAUAGGUAUCUUUCUGAUUGCAUGAGUAAUUGUAGUCUUAUGGAAAAUUAUUGCUCGACCGUUUAAAAGUGCUAUUUUGAAUUUCCAAGAUUCUCUCUUUGAAAUAUUCUUGACUUGAAUCAUUCUCAUGUACUUUAAAUUUACAAACUCAGAUGAUGAAUUAGCCUCAUCUGGAGCAAAUCACUGGAUUGGACUCGCUUGAGCAUUUCUAGUAUUAACAAUGAUUAUCAUAAACUUUAUCACGAUGAUCUACCUGAAUAUUCAUAAAUUAUGUUUCAAGAAGAAAAAGGGUCAAAUCAAUGUGAAGAAAGCGAUGAAAAGGAUCAAAAGGAAGAUUCCUGCAAAUAUGGAUUUGAGGAAGAUAUAUGAAAGAGAGAGUAUACCCAAGAGGAUGCAAGAAAAUAACAACCUUUGAUCAGAAAUUUCAGAAUUUCAAAAAUCAGUAUCAGACAACUCCAAAAUGUCUAUUUUCCACUCUAAACCCAACACUCGUCCAAGACUCCCUACCACAGACACAAUUCCCCCCAAAAUUUACCACCGUGAUGACCCUAACCUCCCAAGUGGAUCUGUUCAUGGCUUUGAUAGGCAGCAGCCAAGAAAGUUACAUGUUUCGAAUGUUAAGUAUGGAGAAAGGGUUUUUAAGAUGUAAGUUAGUUCAUUCUGGGA
Messenger RNA from Moneuplotes crassus, 3215 nucleotides. Lineage: Eukaryota; Ciliophora; Spirotrichea; Euplotida; Euplotidae. The record is from the annotation of a GenBank genome assembly.